Messenger RNA from Trichomycterus rosablanca, 1248 nucleotides. RefSeq names its product spermatogenesis associated 17 (gene spata17). NCBI's taxonomy places the organism in Eukaryota, Metazoa, Chordata, Actinopteri, Siluriformes, Trichomycteridae. Bases 25 to 1104 code for a protein of 359 amino acids. The transcript has 9 exons. The record is from RefSeq and is a predicted model, not a curated record. Gene Ontology annotation, molecular function: protein binding.
CAACAUACAGCAACAAGUCCCAUAAUGGGAGCGACCACGACGAUAACAAACACAGUAAGAUUUUCUGAUUCACUGAUCAGAUCUUUUACUGGUUAUUUCUGUUACAGGAUCGCUGAGGAAAACAGACAGACAGAAAAUGAAGCCGCUAUUAAAAUCCAAAGCUGGAUUCGGGGCUGCAGAGUGCGCGCAUACCUGCACUAUCUGCACCGGAACGCCACCGUGAUCCAGAAAACAUGGCGGGCUUUCAUGGCACGGCAGCACUUUAGGCAAAGGUUAAAGACGGCAUAUUUCCUCAUGAAGAAACAUUACUAUGAUGCGAUGGCUGUCAAGAUACAGAAGCGCUGGAGAGGCUAUUACGUAAGGAAGUAUGUUCAUAACUACUAUGCACGGAAAAAGUACUUGACAGCCCUGGCCAAGAAGAACGACCAAAUCAGGAGGGAGCUACGGGAAUUAGCAGAGCAUCAGAAAAAGGAGCGAGAGCGCAUCGCUAUUAAGAGAGAGGAGAAGGAGAAAUAUGUGCGAGCUCAACGACUUCACUUCCUCCUCAGCACUAAACAGUGUCCCGGUGUGUUCAACUCUCCUUUCCGACCCGAACCCGAUGAGAUGGAGCUGAGGCUGCGAGCGGUUAAGCCGUCGCGGACGAGAUCUGCACCGAAGGAAACGACGACCACGAAUCGACGACCUUCUGGCUUCUCAUCUAGCGCAGAGAGGCUACCGCCUAUACACAGAACACCACAGGGGCCCUUCAGGCCGGCUGCGGAGGUGCAAUGGCAGCGCUAUCGGCCCCUGGAGCCGACCCUACGUGUGAACACGUCCAUCACGGCUCUGGAGGAGGCCCGAGAGCAGUUGAGGAACCAGGAGUGGAGGAUUCGCCUCAUCGAUCAGCCAUUCCUUCCCUUUUCGAAUGCCAGCCGAGACAAAAAGUACGAAGGCCUGCUCCACAGCCGCUCCCCGUACGUCCACCCAGAGUACGGGACCAAGCACUUCCGAGAGGAGCACAAGGAUCAGCUCCAAGGGAGAAAGCCGUUCAAGAGGGUCUUCACAACCUGCCACUUGUUCGACAAGUUUGGACGACUGUAUUCCGAUGCCGGGAAAAUCGUCUAGAGAGGGAAAUAAACCUAAUAAAACAGGAAUCGUGUUUGUUCGUGUACGUCCGGGUCAGAGGAUUUCUGCCUGCAUGUACUUUACACACAUUUUACUGUAUUUAAUCUGCUGAAAAUAAAAAUAAAUUAGUUGUUAUGCUUGGUA